This is a messenger RNA of Talaromyces amestolkiae, 2220 nucleotides long. RefSeq lists its product as uncharacterized. Gene Ontology annotation, molecular function: dolichyl-phosphate-mannose-protein mannosyltransferase activity. Gene Ontology annotation, biological process: protein O-linked glycosylation via mannose. Gene Ontology annotation, cellular component: endoplasmic reticulum; membrane. NCBI's taxonomy places the organism in Eukaryota, Fungi, Ascomycota, Eurotiomycetes, Eurotiales, Trichocomaceae. The record is from RefSeq and is a predicted model, not a curated record. The transcript is spliced from 5 exons. The coding region runs from base 1 to 2220 and encodes 739 amino acids.
AUGGCUUCCAAUUCGGCAUUUGCGUCCGGAAGGGAUCAAAAAUCAGAUAUCCGACGUAGAAACGUGGGAGAAGCCACGAAAAGUGACAAUGUUCCAACUAUUGCCAUUUCGGACACUAAGGGAGUUGCCAAGAAAAACACGUUCCUUGAUGUUUUUGAUGAGUGGGAAUUUGUUAUCGCUCCUAUUAUAUUCACGGCUCUUUCGUUCUUCACCCGUAUGUAUCGUAUUGGAUUAUCCGAUAUCGUGACGUGGGAUGAGGCUCACUUCGGAAAGUUCGGUUCUCAUUAUCUCAAGCGUGAAUUCUACUUCGAUGUCCACCCACCCCUCGGCAAAAUUCUCGUUGGUCUCUCAGGUUAUUUGGCCGGGUACAACGGUUCGUUCGAAUUCAAAUCAGGAGAACACUACCCCGAAGAUGUCAACUAUACCUUUAUGCGAGUAUUCAAUGCCUUCUUUGGGGCCGUCUGCGUCCCUCUCGCCUACUACACAGCUCGUGAAUUAAAUUUCCGUCGACCAACUGUCUGGCUGGUCACCCUGAUGGUUCUAUUCGAGAACUCAUACGCGACUAUUUCCAGAUUCAUUCUUCUCGAUUCAAUGCUUCUUUGCUUCACCUUCACGACUGUCCUCUGCUGGGCCCGAUUCCAUCGUCUACGAAACCAGAGCUUCUCUGUCGAAUGGUUUGCAUGGCUUUUCCUCACAGGUGUUAGUAUCGGCUGUGUCUGCAGUAUCAAGCUUGUUGGUCUUUUCUGCACCGCCCUCGUCGGUCUUCAUACUGCUGAAGAUCUAUGGAACAAAUUUGGCGACGUCAAGAUGCCUGUGACCACGCUAGCACGCCAUGUUAUUGCGCGUGUGGUUUGCUUGAUCAUUGUGCCACUCUUGGUCUAUAUGUUCUCCUUCUAUCUCCAUUUCUUGAUUCUCGAGAACACUGGACCCGGAGAUGCCCAAAUGAGUUCUCUCUUCCAGGCCAACCUCAAAGGAACCGAGGUUGGCCGGGAUAGCCCUCUUGAAGUGGCAAUUGGCUCCAAGGUUACUUUGAAGAACAUGGGAUACGGUGGAGGACUUCUUCAUUCUCACGUACAAACCUACCCAGAAGGAUCAAGUCAACAGCAAGUGACCUGCUACCAUCACAAGGAUGCCAACAAUGACUGGUUCAUGUACCCGAAUCGGUACCAGCAGGAAUACGACCCGGAGUCGCCAUUGAGAUUCUUGGGCGACGGAGAUGUCAUCCGUUUAAUUCACGCUCAAACAGGUCGUAACCUACACUCGCACAGCGUUGCGGCCCCUAUCACCAAGUCUGACUGGGAAGUGUCCUGUUACGGUAAUACCACUAUUGGCGAUGAAAAAGAUCACUGGAAGAUUGAAGUCGUCAGUGAUGCUGCAUCCAGAGACAAGAGCAAGAUCCGCACCCUGACGACCGCUUUCCGACUCCGCCAUGAAGCUCUCGGCUGUUAUUUGAGAGCCGGAACUGUCAAUCUUCCUCAGUGGGGUUUUAAACAGAUCGAAACAACUUGUGUCAAGGAAAAUAAGCCCCGCGAUGUUUACACGCACUGGAAUGUUGAAACCCAUGUUAACGAGAGACUGCCCCCCGGAGACCCGGGUUCUUACAAAUCGCCCUUCUUCAAGGACUUUAUUCACUUGAAUGUUGCCAUGAUGACAUCAAACAAUGCCCUCGUCCCUGAUCCCGAUAAACAGGAUGAUUUGGCUUCCAAGUUCUGGCAAUGGCCACUUUUGCAUGUCGGCUUGAGAAUGUGCUCUUGGGAUGACAAUAUCGUCAAAUAUUUCCUCCUAGGAAAUCCUCUCGUUUACUGGGGAAGUACCGCCAGUCUCUUGUGUUUUGGCCUAAUCUUUGCUUGGUAUCUCAUCCGUUGGCAGCGUGGUUACGUGGAUCUCAGCCCUAGUGAAAUUGAUCAAUUCCACUACGCUGGUAUCUACCCAUUGAUCGGCUGGGUCCUCCACUACCUCCCAUUCGUCGUCAUGGCUCSUGUCACCUAUGUUCAUCAUUACUACCCUGCGCUUUACUUCGCUAUCUUGACAGCUGGAUUCUGCGUUGACUGGGUCACCCGAAAACUCAGCACUAAGGUGCAAUGGGCUAUCUAUAUACCUCUCUAUGUUGCUAUAAUCGCUCUGUUCAUCGUCUUCAAGGACAUUGUCUUUGGUAUGGAGGGACCAAACAGGCAAUGGCAAUACUUGAAGUGGCUCAGUACAUGGCGUAUCAGCGACUAA